Molecule: messenger RNA, 774 nt
Organism: Acanthosepion pharaonis
Lineage: Eukaryota; Metazoa; Mollusca; Cephalopoda; Sepiida; Sepiidae
Source: the annotation of a GenBank genome assembly
AUGUCUCCCAGCAACACAUUACAGGUGAAGUCUGGCCCUUCCUUCAGCAAAUGGUAUACAUGUGCCUUUCUCCUUCCCGUAUGUUCUCUCCCUUCCUCUCGCUUUCUCGAUAACCGAGACGUGGGAGUCGGGGUGUUCCGUUCGGUGUGGUCCUUCUUUCUCCUGCGAGGCGUAUUAACUCGCUUUAUCCCCAGGUUACGGUCUCGCACACCGAGCCUUGUGCCCGAACUCGCCACAAGUCGUACAGUUCGGCCCCAAAGACCUUGGGUCGCCUCCAUAGUUUGUCGGACAGUCCGCCACUCCGUGUUUUGUUUCUUUUUUUUCCUCCUUUUGCUUCCUUGUCUUUUCCUCCUUAUGUCCCUUUUAGACCAAUAUAGUCCGAAGACUAGAGUCCUUUUUGGUCUUACUUGUUCCCGACUGGACAAAACAAAUGCAAACUUCUCUCCUCUUUCAGACGGCCGUGGUAAUUCCCACGGGUCUAUCCUGGUCAACACGACACCAGCUUCCUCUGUCCCAUCACAAUCUUCCUCUGUCCCAUCACAAACUUCCCCUCCAUCAACCCCUCUACAUAAGACCUCUCCUACCAAAAAGACCACUCCCUCCACAUCUUCGGCCCAGACACAUUCUUCCAAACCCUCAACGCCUCUCAGUAGAGACCCAGCCCUUUCAAACAAAAGUUUACACCUUGCCACACUCCCAGUACUUCCUCCUUUAAAUCAUAUGAAAUGCCCCCUCCUUCUAUCAAAAUACAAAGGAGUCCAACCAAGGACAUAA